Molecule: messenger RNA, 4319 nt
Organism: Phycodurus eques (leafy seadragon)
Lineage: Eukaryota; Metazoa; Chordata; Actinopteri; Syngnathiformes; Syngnathidae
Product: tubby-related protein 1-like
Exons: 14
Coding region: 1015-2682 (555 amino acids)
Biological process (GO): protein localization to cilium
Cellular component (GO): cilium
Molecular function (GO): actin filament binding
Source: RefSeq, a predicted model, not a curated record
UCUAUUUUUAAAGGUAAUGUUAUAACAUAAGUUCGGUCUUUGGUAUCAUAGCUUGUGGCAUAUUUAUAUUUAUAGGUAAUUAUAAACUUUUAGGGCAGGUGUCCAUUAUUUGCCAUUUUUUUAUCAGGGCUUGGUUGCAAAUAGUGAGGGUUCACUGUAUCAUAACUAAUUCUGAUUAAAAUAUAUCUUAAUCUGUCAUAUUAUUUAAAUGAAUUCCUCAUAUCUUUCUACUGAGGUUUUGUGUUUUAAGUAACCUUCAACAUUCUUAACUGUGAACCAAUUGUCGAAAAUCAAUGAAAUACGGUAGUCUUAACCGAGCUGUGGCUCAGACGAAUUUUUAUUUAUUUAUUUAUUUAUUUUUUGUCUUGAUUUGCGAGCAAAAAUUUGAGUUACGAGUGAUAACUGGCAGCAGCGAACUUCACAACAGGCCGCAGAUAGUGAGCAAUUCUUCAAAUCACAGGCAGUGUUUACGUCAAGCUGGCUAUUGGCAUUCAAAUUGAAGUUUAAACAUAACGAUAAUGACACGUCGUGUAUUUCACCAAUGCAACACACAAUGCAAAAUGCCAUAGACAGGCAAACGAAACUAGCAUUGAUGUUGCUGUCGUUAUAACCCUUCAAGCGGUGGAUAUUUGAACACCAACGGUGCAGCAACACAUAGACAGACAAUAUAACAAUGCUCACAGGCAUACUCUUUAUCCCCUACGAAAAACGCUUAUUACUGCAAUUGACUGAGUGACUUACUAUAUUUGUGUAACUCUUCUUUGUUUAAUAUGAUGGAUAGCUCAAGGCACCACUGUAUUUCUUCUAUCUCCAAUUAGACAUUUUAAUGGAUCCAUUGUCGAAUUGGUUGUGGUGUUCCGUCAUCAUCCUGAAUGUGUUUAGUGCCUCGCAGGGGAUGCGCUUGUGCGACCGGGCCUCAAUUAGCUGCACGUUAAUGUGCGCUCCACUUCAGCUGUAAUACAGUAAACGCACCACUGCGCUGAUGUUUGUCAAACCAUUUGACUUUCUUCGUAGAUGGAGACUAUCAUGCCGUUGAGCCACGAGGUGUCACUCUGCAAACACCGUCCUGUUCCCUCUCCAUUACUUUCGUCUUGCACGCAGCUUCAAAGGCGAUCUGGAGGAGGGAACUCGUCUGUCAUCCACACAAGCGUCCGCGAAGAAAACUUCAAUAAAAAGAAGCUGAAGAAGAAGAAGGAGGAGGCCAACAGCGCAAGCGAAGCCAAGCAGAAUGGCGGCGAGGCCAAGAUAAAAAAAAUCAAAAGCAAAAAGAACGAGGAGGCUUCCGAGGAGAGUCCAGCCUUGCAAAAUGACAAAAAGGUGAAAAAAAAGAAACUGGACAAGAAUAAAGAACCAGACAAAGAAAAAGAGAGAGAGACAAAAAAGAAAGCCAAAAGUGUCCCCAAAAAGAAGAAAGCAGGUUCAGUCACAGAAGACGACGACGAAGAGGACGAGGAAGACACUCCGAAAAAGAAAACCAAGAAAAAGACAACCAAAGACAGCUCGCCGUCCCCAAGUGUUGCCAGAGAAAAAAAAUCCAAAUCAAAAGACUACAAGGAUUCCGACGGAAAGGAGAAGAAGUCCAAGUCAAAAGAGAGAGACAAAAAGAAGGAAGCAGCGUCCCUGUUCCAGAUAAACGGCGACAAGGACUCGAAGAGCAAGAAGAAAGCGGCCGCCAAAUCGGAAAGUGACGACAGCGAAGAGGGGACCAAGUCGACAAAGUCCAAAAAGAAGUCCGCCGCCAGCUCCACGUCGUCUUUGUUCCAAACGUCAGGAGACAAAGACAAAGAAAAGAAGACUAAGAAGAAAGCAAAGGCAGAAGAGAGCAAUGAUUCCGAGUCCGAAAAAGAAGAAAAAUCCAAAAAGAAGAAGGGCAAAGGAAAGAAGAAGAAGGAGAGAGCGCCAUCACCAGAGAUUGAGUUUGACAACUUGGAACAGUUUGUGAUGGAGCCGGCGCCUCAAGGCGCGACCGUCAAAUGCAGAGUGACUCGGGACCAACGGGGGAUGGAUAAGAGCAUGUAUCCUCUUUACUACCUUCAUCUUGACAAUGAGAAGAAGACAUUUCUGUUGGCUGGCAGGAAGCGAAAGAAAAGCGCGACUUCCAAUUAUCUCAUCUCCAUUGACGCCACGGAUUUGUCGAGAGGUCGCGAUAACUUUGUAGGAAAGCUGAGGUCAAAUUUAAUGGGCACCAAGUUCACUGUCUUUGACAAUGCUCUGAAUCCAGAAAAGGCCCUCCCAGAUAUGUCCAAUGCGCGGCAGGAGUUAGCAGCCAUCAUCUACGAAACAAAUGUGUUGGGGAUGAAGGGGCCCAGAAGGAUGGCGGUCAUCAUUCCGGGCAUGGACAAGCACAACGAGCGAGUACCCCUCCGACCCAGAAAUGACUAUGACGGCCUGUUGAUACGACACCAGAAUAGAAGGAUGGAGAAUCUGAUUGAGCUUCACAAUAAGACGCCCGUGUGGAACGAGGAAACGGCAUCGCAUGUGCUCAACUUCAACGGCAGGGUCACCCAGGCUUCCAUCAAGAACUUCCAGAUCGUCCACAGCAAAGACUUGGACUACAUCGUGAUGCAGUUUGGCCGAAUAGCCGACGAUAUUUUCACGCUGGACUACAAGUACCCCAUGUGCGCAGUGCAGGCCUUCGCCAUCGCGCUCUCUAGCUUCGACGGGAAAAUCGCCUGUGAAUAAGUGGUAUUCGUUGCAUCUGAGGGCCGCAUGCGGUACACUCUCACACAAACACACGUCAGACCAACCCAGGCCUUUGGAUACCCCGUCAAACGUUCUCUCUUAAGCGAUCUGCGCUUUCAACAAAUGACAGCUGAGUGAAUGUGACAAUACCUGCUGCUGCUCUGCCGCCGUUCUCUAAGGCGUGUUGUUCCCUCCCCGCAGAAGUGCAAAAAAGAAAAAGAUGGGCUCACGCUGUCAUUUGAUCCGUCUUGGCACCUGGAGAGUCCCGUUUUGAUUCCAAUUGAAUUCAUUGGAAACAUUUUGUGUCAAUUUGCACGUCACUGACGAUUUUGAUCACAGGAAAGUUAAUCGCUAUCAUCAUCACAGCAUAGUUUUAUUUUUUUGGGGGGGGGGUUUAUUGUUACAAUGUUAUUCGGUCGUUUAUGACAUGAACAUUUUUAGCUGACUAAUUUAAAUACAGUAUGAACUAAAUGAAGUUGUGUUGCACAUGGAUACCCACACAAAAGUGCUGGUACCCUUAGAAAAAACAAAACACUUCUGUUAUGACUAUUAUUUGAUCAAAUGUGCAGAUCAUUGUUCUUCAAUAAAAAGCAUGUAAUGUAUCUCAACAUUUCCUUCUAGCUGGAAAAUGACGAAAGAGCAGAUAAUAAUUUUUUAAAACUCAAACUUUUGAGCUACCGUGGAUAAAAAAGGUCUACACACCCCUUACUAGAACAGCUGAACUUUAUUUGGGGUUAAGUAGUGGUGGCAGUUGUGUGCUGAAACCCAUUCAGCAUGAGUUUGAAUGUGUUUGGUGAAUUCUGAACACAACCACGUCCCCGUUCUAAGAGGGUGUGCACACUUGUGCAACCAUGUUAUUUAAGCUAAUUUUAGAACGCCUUGUAAAUAUUUAUAGGUCACAGUAAUGGUGGAAAACAGUUUUGAGAUGAUUUAUCUUGGUCUAAUUUUUUUGUAUCACAAUAAUCUGGCACUUGAACAGGGGUGAGUAGAAUUUGGACAUCGGCAAUUUUUUUGUUUCAUUCCUUUAGAUUUAUUUUUAACUCCAAUAUUACUAGUGCAAUUAUAUUUAUACUACAUGCAAACUCUUUACCAAAGUGUGUGUAUAUUUAGUUUUCCUGUGGGUAGUUUUUAUUUUCAUUCCUGUAAGUGUAGAUGUUGGUUUCCGACUGUACAUUUUUUCAACAAUGUAUUUUGUUCCAUUUAUAGGUCUUCUACGAUAGUGUUUCUCAACCUUUAUUGAAACAAGGCACAUAUUUUGCAUGAGAAAAAUCUCACUGCACACCACCCAAAAACAAUGUCACAAUCAGUAAAUAUAUUGAAAUAACGAUGAUCUUGUCUCAUUUCAGUCACAAAUGGAUUCAGUGUGAAAUGUGGUCCUGUUGGCUUAGUUUAGCUAUUAUUCUGUUUUACGACUGGCAACAGGUGGCUACACAUCUUAAUUGUAUCUUUUGCCAUCUGGUGUAAGAGCAUUUAGUUGCUCUGCCUGUCGCUAUACGUCUCGGGCACAGAUGAACAAAGACACAAUAUUUGUAGUAAAUAAAAAUAAUUUUCGGCCCAGUUAAGUGAAACUGGCUGUGGAAAGUGGUUGGGAAUCACUGUUGUAUGGCCACUUUAUUUAAUAAAGUAUGUCAAUUCAA